Molecule: messenger RNA, 1059 nt
Organism: Quercus robur (English oak)
Lineage: Eukaryota; Viridiplantae; Streptophyta; Magnoliopsida; Fagales; Fagaceae
Exons: 6
Coding region: 525-941 (138 amino acids)
Source: RefSeq, a predicted model, not a curated record
AUUCAUCACUAAAGACUUCAAAGCCCAAUUUCAAUACCCAGCACAUGCACCAAAAGUUAACAGAGCACUUGUUGAAACUCUCUUCAAAGCACUUGUUGUGCCAUAUUUCGGUCAAAAAAAAAAAAAAAACCUCAUCGUCGCCGUUGAGCUCCCAUCGUCGCGAUUAAGCUCCCACCAUUGCCAUUGAGCUCCCACCGUCACGAUUAAGCUUAGCCGUCGCCGAUGAAGCUCCGUUAAGAGCCAACCGUCGCCGAUUAAGCUCAACGGCGACCCUUCGCAUUCCUUCAAACCAGCGACCGUUCGACUUCCCGGCGACCCUUCGCAUUCCUUUGAACCAGCGACCCUUCGCCUUCCUUCGAAUCGGCGACCGUUCGCCUUCCUUCGAAUCGGCGACCGUUCGCCUUCCUUCCUUCAGAAAAGCAAAACUGUACCAUUUCGAUAAAGAAGGGAAGCAAUGGAAAGAGAGAGGUGUAGGGACCGUGAAGCUUCUAAAGCACAAGAAAUUUGGAAAAGUCAGGCUCGUAAUGCGCCAAUCUAAGACUCUCAAGAUCUGCGCUAAUCAUCUAGCACCAGAUGACACUCAAAAGUCCCACAGAUUGAGGCAUAGAAUGCACAAAUCAUCCGAGUCAUCUCAUAGGACUAUGAGCAAAUCCCUCUCUAGUGACUCACAGUCUAAGGGAUCUGUUUCCACUCCUCGUGGGUCCACGGUUGACUUAAGCAAACUGGAGAUUGCUGCGUUGUGGAGAUAUUGGCGACAAUUGCUACUUGAUUCAAAUGGACGAGUUGCAGGUCAUUGUGGGGUUUGUUCAGGCUGCAAAGAGACUGAAGACUAUGUGCAAAUGACCUGGAGAGAAAUGGAGAGAGCAUUGCAUUCGGUUGUCUAUGCUGAUACUGAUUUCUUAUUGGUGGCUUUUAGGAGAUUUACUUUUGGCAUUACUUGAAGACAUAUGAGGACAUUUUCCAUUAGUUCUAAAAUAGGGUUUAGGUAGAGUUACUGUAUGUAUUACAAACAAUUAUUGUAUAGAAGGAGUUUGAAUUGGAUACUUGUUUUAUUUUUUA